Sander lucioperca (pikeperch) is the source of this 766-nucleotide messenger RNA. RefSeq names its product WAP four-disulfide core domain 2 (gene wfdc2). Gene Ontology annotation, molecular function: peptidase inhibitor activity. Gene Ontology annotation, biological process: antibacterial humoral response; innate immune response. The coding region runs from base 100 to 618 and encodes 172 amino acids. NCBI's taxonomy places the organism in Eukaryota, Metazoa, Chordata, Actinopteri, Perciformes, Percidae. The record is from RefSeq and is a predicted model, not a curated record. The transcript is spliced from 4 exons. Gene Ontology annotation, cellular component: extracellular region.
CAAGGACCCAGCAUCCUCUGGCUGGGCUGCUCAGCCUGCAGGUUGUGUACUGGGAUAUUUGUCCAAACAGGAGUACAUUCUUGUGAGAAAGAAGUUAACAUGGAGCAGCACUGGUCGGCAGUUUGUGCAAUGAUUUUAGCACUCGGUGCAUCGGUGCACUUUGACAUAGUUUUUGCUGCAGAAGCUGAUGGCAAUUUAACAGUGAUUCUUCCAAAACCUGGCCACUGCCCACGUCGCCUUAAUGUUGUCCCAUCACAUAAGGGGUGUGUGUGUGAUGAAGACUGUCCUGCUGACCACAAAUGCUGUGUCUUUGACUGUGGAGCUGUCUGUGUCCCUCCUGCUUUCACUAAACCAGGAGUGUGUCCUCGCAGGCACUGGGGCUCAGGACUGUGUGCUGAAUUUUGCUCCAAUGACAGCGACUGCCCCAAGGAUGAGAAGUGCUGCCACAAUGGAUGUGGACAUGAGUGCAUUGCACCAUACACAGUGAAGCCGGGUCGCUGCGCCCUUCCCCAGGGAACCCCCAUGUGUGCUGAGUACUGCUACCAUGAUGGUCAGUGUCCAGGAGAGCAGAAGUGCUGCAAGACAACCUGCGGCCACGCCUGCAGUGAGCCCUGCUGAUUGGACAGCUCCGCACACUUCUUUAAUCUUUAAUGCAACGACAUAGAAAAAGUAUCAUGUUCAUUUUUCCUACCUUUUCAACUCCAUAGUAGCACAAUUUGGUACAAUACUUGAGCAUUGGCUUGCACAAAGUUGGAUUCUUUGUGGG